CCCUCAGUGACGCCACAGCCCGGUGCCGCUGGGCGUGUCGCGGCUGCGCGGCGGGGCCGGCGGGGCGGGAUGGCCGGAGCGGCCGGCGGCCGUUGAGGGGCCGCGGAAGAUGGCGGAGCUGCGGGAAGGGGAGCGUUACGGCGUGUCCUGCGAGGGCGGCGCGUCCCGGGUCACCGUCAUGCAUGUCAGGCUGACCGAGACCGCGCUGCGGGCGCUGGAGAAGUACCAGAGCUGCAAGGAUCGUGUUUCUUCUCAACCUUCGAUUCAGUUUCAAGGAUCCCAAGGGAGUAUUAAAAUUCCCGGAGUUGAUGCGCCAAAUGAAGCACAUACAUUUAACUUCUACGUGUCAAAUGUUGGCAAAGAUAAUCCUCAGGGAAGCUUUGACUGUGUCCAGCAAACAGACUCAAGUUCUGGAGCCUCGCAACUCAGUUGCCUGGGAUCUAUACAGAAUAAAAUUACAGUAUGUGCAACAAGCGAUUCCUAUCAGACGACCAGAGAGCGCAUGACGCAGGCAGAAGAGGAGUCGCGCAAUCGAAGUGCAAAGGUUAUUAAACCUGGUGGACCAUUUUUAGGAAAAAGAGUCCAGAUCAAAAGACCUCCACCACGAAGCGUUCCAGAUGCUGCUCCGCAGAGGAAGAGGUCGACACCCAUGAACCCCGCAGUCACGGUACGGAGGACUCACACUCACGGUGCUGUUUCUCAGCGGCCGUACCGGGACAGGGUAAUUCACUUACUGGCACUGAAGAAUUACAAGAAACCGGAGUUACUUGCUCGCUUGCAAAGAGAUGGAGUGAACCAAAAAGACAAGAAUUCGCUUGGAAUUAUCCUUCAGCAGGUAGCCAACCUGAAUCCAAAGGAUAAUUCUUACACUCUGAAGGAUUAUUUAUUUAAAGAUAUUCAAAAAGAUUGGCCUGGAUACAGUGAAAUAGAUAAACAGUCAUUGGAGUUAAUACUUUCUAGAAAGUUAAAUUCAUCGCAGAAUGCCACCAGCACCAGCCAUUCGGGAUCUCCUGUAAACUCCAAUAAAGAUGCUUCAUCAACACCUUCUCAGAAACGGCCUUUGAGUUCCAAUUUUAUUGGUGCUGUGAUGAACAAGAAGCAGAGGAUCUCUCACCUGACCAGUCGCCCCCAGUUCAGCGGCCUCUUGUCCCACUACAGCGAGAAAGCGGCCGCUCCGCCGCCCCCCCGUCCCGCCGCCGCCCCCGCGCCCCCAGUUCUGCUCCCCACAUCCACCCCUCCCCAAAUCUCCAGCUCCCCCUGUACCCCCGAGGGCCGCGGGACGCAGGACCUGCCGGUUGACGCCUCCAGUCAAAACCACAACAGCGUCUAUGAGGACCAGCAACAGAAAUACACCUCUCAGACUGGUUUGGAUGUCCCGGCCCCGGUGCAGGAGGAGCAUCCCGAAUCUGCAAGCAGGAAGCGUGUGAUGUUGCACCAAAAGACCAAUAAGGCGAAAAAGCGUAAGGACACUGACGAAAGCGAAACUCAGGACUCUACAAGUACGAGCGAGGAGGAGAAAGACCUUGGAAAAGAAGAAACUACAAAGCUGGAAGAAUCCUCCCAUUUGGAUUCAUAUGAAGGAGCUGAAGAAACUUGCGUUGCCUCUGCAGGUUCCCCUUUAACAACAAGUGAACAACCAGACUACUUAGUAAAAUACGUAGCUAUAGUCUCAUACGAGCAACGCCAAAGUUACAAGGAUGACUUUAAUGCAGAGUAUGAAGAGUACAGGAACCUGCAUGCUCGCAUGGAAAGCAUCAGCAAGAGGUUCAUGGACUUUGAUGCACAGCGGAAGCUUCUCACUCCAGGGUCCAAAGAGUAUCAGAGGCUUCAUGAAGAAGUGCUAGAAGAGUAUCAAAAGAUAAAACAGGUUUGUGUAACACUAGAUUUGUGGGGUGUAGUAAAUAUGGAGCCUGGCUCAGGGCUGUUUUUAAGCAAAAGACAUGAAAUCUUAAGCUCCGCAGGAAAGUUUUCGUGCCCUAAUUUUCUUUUUAUCUUUAUCUUGACAGUCCAACCCCAGCUACUAUGAGGAGAAGUACAGAUGUGUCUAUCUCCACAAUAAGCUGUCUCACAUUAAGAGACUAAUAGCGGAUUUUGACCAGCAGCAGGCGGAGUUGUGGCACUAGUCGUUGCUUUGGCCGGGACGUGAACGAACUGUAGCUUAUUUAUUUAAACUUUAGGGUUAGUUGCUCUAAGUUUCUUUUGAAUUACAGAAGUUUCAGUAUUAACACACUUAACUACUUUUGUUGUUGAUGUCUCUUUUAUGCAUAUUUGAAGCUGCUUUUUCUGGUCCCUUCUUUUCUUCAAAACUUAUGUUUGUCCAUUGGAAUAAUUUCAUUGGUAGGUGCUGGGAAUCCAGUACCUCUACUACAAAAUUGUGCGCAUUUUAAGGAAAUGUAGCAGAUUGAAAUGUCCUUGGAUAAAUAUAAGGCUGUUUUCUGACCUUUCUUGUUAAUACAAACUCUUUGCCUUAAAUGGUAGAAGAUUUUAAAAUUUGCACAAAAUUAAAAAAAAAAAAUAAGCCAUUGCUUUGGAGGGUUAAAGAGGCACGUGGAUUUGCUGUAUACAGCAGAAGCUUAACCUUUUACCUUAAACCCCCCAUUGCAGUGGUUGCCUUAAGGUGUUUGCUUGUGUGUGUUUGGUGUAAAGUUUUAGCUGCACCGGUUCCCCGAUGCUGCAGCAGCCGGGGACCCCACGUGGCCUACGGGUGUCUGGGCGCGUGUGGUUUAUCGUGUGUGUGCACGAGUGCCUGAUGGGGAAUGCAAAAUAAAGCUGCUACUCUUAGGUAAGCCAAACGCUCAGGUUAAAACAACUGACGAGUGUUGCCGUAGGUUUUUCCUACAAAAUCUCUGUUUCUAUUGUGGAAGGUGAGAGCAUUUCCAUUUCAAUAGUUUGUCAGCUUUAAUAAUACUUGGGGAAUUGAUACUCUACGAAAUAUAGUUUUUGGGCGAGAUUAUAAAAUUAAACAUGUAGGCUACCUAUUUAUAUACUCCUAUAAAGUAUUUUUUGAAGAGAGAUAUGCAAAGAAUCUAUUGCCUACGUGAAAUAUAUAUUUAAAGAAUUUUGUCCUGAUUGCCAGGAAUAUAAAAAAGAACAGAUCUAUUUAACUAUAAGAUACUGUGAUCACCAAACAGCACAAAGUUUCAUUUCAUUCAGUUUUUUUGGUUUAUUUUGAUGUAAACAAUUGCUUACUUUGUCGUGUGAAAACACAGGUUACUCGGUUGAAAUUGAGCAAAAUCUUUGUGUGUCUUACUGUGUUCGUCUUUUCAAAACGCUGCCAAUUGAAAAGGGAAGCAUUAUGUUUACAAAUCUGAGUUUAGAGUUUUUGCCAAAAUGCUGGUAACAUCGCUAGCAGACCUUAUCUCCAGCGUCACGAAAAAGCUGUUGUGUAUCACCGUGAACCAGAAAAUGUGUGUCAGAAAACACGCCUUUGGGUAAACGGGAGCGAUUGAACUUUUGCCUUAAAUUUGUGAGUUCAAAGCCGUUACGUUCACGGAGGUGGAACAGCAGACGAGGUGCAUCCCUUUCUGCUGCAUAACAGCAAUAUCUGUGUUACCUACUGGAGACCAGGCUGACAUUUCAAAUGGCAAAACAAGGGGAUUUCUUGCUCCCUUAAGAGCUGCGUAAUCUGGGUUUAAUGAGGGGAUUCGGUCCCGAGCGCACAGUGAUGCCCAGGUGUAAGUGUGGGAGCUGUUAAAUUAACCGCACUGUGUCGUUAGCUUUCAACCAAGAAGCAAAGUGGCUAUUUGGAUUAAAAUGAUGCGAAUUCCUGGUAUUGGGACGCAUCUUGGCGGCUCAGUGCUCUUGAUCUAACCUGUGUGUAGGGACGCGGCGUUAACGCUGCCCGGGGCUGUUCAUCACUGUGACACGAGACAAUGCAGUUAGUUGAUUCAUUUCUUCCUUCCCUCCUUUCCUCUUUCCCUCCUUUCCUCUCUUUCUCCUUUCCCCCAUUCCUCCUUUUCUCCUUUUCUUCUUCUCUGCGCUUCUCCUUUUCCGCUUUUCUCCUUUUCCGCUUUCCUAUUUUUCUGCUUUUUUUCUCCUUUUCUCCUUUUCCGCUUUUUUUCUCCUUUUCUCCUUUCCCGCUUUCCUGUUUUUCUCUUUUUUUCUCCUUUUCUCCUUUUCUACUUUUUUCUCCUUUUCUCCUUUUCUACUUUUUUCUCCUUUUCCGGUUUCCUAUUUUUCCUCUUUUUUUCUCCUUUUUCUCCUUUUUUUCCUUUUCUCCUUUUCCGCUUUUUUCUCCUUUUCCGCUUUCCUAUUUUUCCUCUUUUUUCUUCUUUUCUCCUUUUCCCCUUUUUUCUCCUUUUCCACUUUCCCGGUUUUCUUCUUUUCUCCUUCUCUGCUUUUCUCUUUUUCCGCUUUUCUUCUUUUCUCCUUUUCCUCCGUUCUUCCCUCUCUUUCCUUCCAUUCUUUCACCGCGGUGUUGUAUUUGCACACGUUUUCCGCUCUACCCGCUGUACGUGUUCGUGCCAUUUCAGCGUCACGGCGCUGCGUUACCAUCACAAACCUGACGACCCGCUCUCAGCGCCUUCGCUGAAGGUGUUUCCCAUUUGCAUUGAGCACUUCUGAUGCCUUUCAAGAACACCCGACGUCGCGUGUGUUGCCAAAUGGUGCUGUAGAUCCACAGAUCCCUUGUUCAGCAGAUGUUGGGGUCCUCUGGUGCGAUUGUUGCCUUUGCUGUGAACAGCUCUGGGGAGCAGACACUGCCCGUGGUGGCAUCGGGGCUGGUGACACCGCUACGGAUCCGAAGCGAUUGGUGCACAUCCCCUUCACGGAAACUGUGAAUCUCACUACAAUUUACACAAUGUAAACGGUGGAAAAGGGAGGCAGCCGCCCUCGCUGGCUGGCUGAAAACAACAUUGGUUGGGAAAAUUGGUUUCCAAUCUUGCUGGAGUUUGAGGGAUAAAAACUGUGUCCAGAGUAUUUUGUGUUAUUUUGAUGGUAGAUGUGGUCAGUGGAAGCAGCUCUCCUGACUGCUCUCACGCCUUCAGUUCACCUCGUCCGUCACUAAAAGAAAGUAAUAAAUUCAAAUAUUUUGGAAGUGUUUUGUGAAACAUGUAGACAAAUAUUGGAGUCUAGUUACUUCAACAGGUUUUAAACAGAAAUUGGGCUAAAAUGCUAUUAUAGUAACUUUGCUCAUUUGUUUGCUUUAAAAAAAAAAUGUUACAACCAGUGUUUCUGGGUGUUUAAUGUUGAUUCAUGCAAAGACCUAUGGCUGCUUUGAAGUAUAGUUAUUAAGUUUUGUGUCACCUGUGUGUGUACCUGGUGGGGGAGGGAUGUGGCCAGCACUUCUGUAACCUUGUUUUGGGGGAGGGUACGAAACUGAAGAAGGGAGGACAAUAUCGGGAACAUGAAGGCUUAAAGCAGGGCUGUGCGUCCCUCUUUCUGACCCAGAGAGGGUUUCACAACUUUUCUUUUCAAUUGCGUCCGUGCAAACUGUAUGAAGACCCUGUACAUGAAACAUCCUGGGGGCAUUUUGUGAAUGGAAGCUGGAGCCAUUGUUGCCUCUCUGUUCUACAUCAAUUCAAGUUCAAUAAAAUGUUAUAUUUACAA
Messenger RNA from Columba livia (rock pigeon), 5547 nucleotides. It is a transcript of the gene ELL2, whose product is annotated as elongation factor for RNA polymerase II 2. Gene Ontology annotation, cellular component: transcription elongation factor complex. Gene Ontology annotation, biological process: snRNA transcription by RNA polymerase II; transcription elongation by RNA polymerase II; positive regulation of transcription elongation by RNA polymerase II. Lineage: Eukaryota; Metazoa; Chordata; Aves; Columbiformes; Columbidae. Gene Ontology annotation, molecular function: cis-regulatory region sequence-specific DNA binding. The record is from RefSeq and is a predicted model, not a curated record. Bases 110 to 2026 code for a protein of 638 amino acids. The transcript has 11 exons.